Molecule: messenger RNA, 1122 nt
Organism: Ostrea edulis (European flat oyster)
Lineage: Eukaryota; Metazoa; Mollusca; Bivalvia; Ostreida; Ostreidae
Product: CD151 antigen-like
Exons: 7
Coding region: 97-795 (232 amino acids)
Cellular component (GO): membrane
Source: RefSeq, a predicted model, not a curated record
UUUUUUUAAAAACAAAACCAUGAUCACUAAAGUUCACGUGGAUUUGUGUUGUCCCCACCAUUAAAGGAACAACAUGAAUAUUGAUAAACAGGGGACAUGGAGUUUUGUUUCCGUUCCUUCCAGCGAAUGAAAUGGGUGUUUAUUGUUGUUAACACAAUACUCUGGUUCGCAGGUCCCGCUCUGCUGGGAGUUACUAUUUGGCAAUACAUCACCUUGAGGUCCUAUGAUCCUAUUCUAGAAAUCUCUAAGUUCCAGACUGCAGCCAUUACCUACCUAGCUGCUGGAGUACUGUCUACGCUCAAUGGUAUCAUCGGAUGUCUCGGGGGAGUUAACAACAGGAAGAGGGUUGUCUUAGUCUUUUUGAUAGUCCUUGUGGUAAUUGCUGGUGCUGAGGUGUUUGCUACCGUUGAGUUUUUCAAGUUUUAUGAUGAGGUGCCACAAUAUUUAUCUGACAGAAUAAGAAAGUUUGUUCAUGAAUAUUCGUCCGAUCCUUCGACUCGUGUGUCCUUAGACAGUUUACAAAAUGAGAUGAGGUGUUGUGGUGCUAAUAACUACACAGACUGGAGCCAUGGUCAGAUACCUCGCUCCUGUAUUCAGAAGUCAGAUAAUCACAAUGCAGCCACAGCUUCAAUACAUAAAUUAUACGUUAAUGGAUGCCAUGGAAUACUGGAGGUUUGGACUAAAGAAAACUUACUGAUCAUAGGAUGGGGAGGCUUCUCGUUUUCAAUUCUUCAAACGCUUGGUAUAGUGUUUUCCUGUUGUUUUUACUACACGUUAAGCAUGGAAUUUGAGUGAAAGUGGACAUUUUUAGAUUCAGUGCCAAAUUUCAUCAACAGCAAUCCGUGUAAUGACGUUAAAUUGGUAAAACAAUAACUUAUUGAUGUGAAGCUUCAAUACUCUAGGAAUCUCAUAUUUAUACAUACGGUUAAUCCCUACUCUGAUUAAUGUUGUAAGCUUACAGGGUAAAAGGUUAUCUUCCGAAUGAAAUUCUGUUGACAAUGAACUUUUCCUGUGUGUAAAUUAUUAUAGAUAUACAUGUACACUAAUUGGCAAUUCAUGCAUUUUCCCUUCUUUGUCACCUGACGAUUGCUUGAGAGAACGGAAUAAAUGACCUUCUCGUGA